Puccinia triticina is the source of this 462-nucleotide messenger RNA. RefSeq lists its product as uncharacterized. Lineage: Eukaryota; Fungi; Basidiomycota; Pucciniomycetes; Pucciniales; Pucciniaceae. The record is from RefSeq and is a predicted model, not a curated record. The transcript has a single exon. The coding region runs from base 1 to 462 and encodes 153 amino acids.
AUGAAAGCGUGCAAAAGGUUCAUCCACCUCCUAACAUUGCUCGUACUAGUCAGCGGCGUCUGCUCGGCUCGCGAUGAACUAAUUGAGGUGUACGAGCACAUCUGGACGCGCGCAUGCGGAAGUAGUGUAUCAUCACAACCCCAAGCACUCGGAUAUGAACAAGGUCUGGUAACCAAAGUCGAAGUGCGCAAACCACCCAACGGCCGGGGGUACGGGAUUUCGAUCAACAAUCCGUUGCCGAUCCCGGUGGGGGUCAGGGUCACCGUGGACGGCGAAGCUUUGCGCGAACUGCAGCAACCUGGUUAUGAAUACGCCCACGCCGUGUCACAGGAUACCCACGAGCCAGUCAGGCUCGCCGUUGUGCGCAGACUCCCGCACAAAGUAUUAGUUCAGUAUGCACUCAUGAAAUCAACUGCCGUUGAAUACUUUAUGAAAAAAGAGAAUGAUCCCUGGUGUUCAUAA